AUGGAAGGUGUCCAGUUCAGUGGAUUGCCCCUGAACCCAAAUGCAAUCAUCAAACCCGAGUUCGUGAACACCGCUGAAGAAGCGUACUAUACCUAUCAACUCAACAACAAUUACAACAUCACGAGGGCCGUGCUCAACCACUCUGGCACGCUUCAACGCUGGCUCUGGAACAAUAAUACACAGUGGACAGUCAUACAUGAGUUGCCAUAUGAUCAGUGCGACGAGUAUGCAAAAUGUGGGCCUAACGCUGUGUGCACGAUUGGUGAUGCCCCAAUAUGCAGCUGCCUGACUGGGUACACCCCUAAUUCGCCCCAGGAAUGGGCAAUGAACUCUUGGUCCAGCGGGUGUGUUAAGAAGAAGCCCUUGAAUUGUCCUAAAGGAGAAGGGUUCAAGAAGCUGAAGGGUGUGAAGGUUCCGGAUAUGUUGAGUUACUGGGUGAACUUGAGCACGAGCCUUGACGAAUGCAGAGCCAAGUGCCUGAAAAAAUUGUACUUGCACCGCAUAUACCAAUGCAGACAUUGCCAAUAA
Messenger RNA from Eucalyptus grandis, 528 nucleotides. Its product is annotated as G-type lectin S-receptor-like serine/threonine-protein kinase At4g27290. Gene Ontology annotation, biological process: recognition of pollen. Lineage: Eukaryota; Viridiplantae; Streptophyta; Magnoliopsida; Myrtales; Myrtaceae. The coding region runs from base 1 to 528 and encodes 175 amino acids. The record is from RefSeq and is a predicted model, not a curated record. The transcript has a single exon.